AUGGAUAUGACAUUAUCUCAACAGUUUUGGUUGUUAGAACUCAAAGGAUAUAAUCUCACACGCCAAUUGUCAUUACCUGUUGACCGACAACGUUCAUUAACUGAGCAACGAUCAGGUUUAGCUUCUUCAGCUCAAAUCACUUUUGACGAUGAAAUAUGUGCAUCCUUUCUAAACUAUGCAUCAUCACACCAUCUCACACUCUUUCAACUUGGAUUAUCCAUAUUUUAUGUCUUUCUAUACAAAUUCACUCAUGGCGAGACUGAUUUAUGUAUUUCUUCUAUCAAUGCUAAUCGAUAUCGAAGUGAAUUAGUAAAUAUGAUCGGAAUGUUUGUGUCAACACUACCAUAUUGUGUUGAACUUGAUCCGCAUUGGUCUUUUGAUGAGGUAGUUAAAUAUGUACGAGAGAAAUGCUUAUCAAUUCUUGAACAUUCUCAUUAUCCACUUCAACAUAUUCUUAGUGAUCUACAUCUCACUCAAUCGAAUGUUUCGUUUCUUGAAACAAUGCUUGAUUUCAUUACUAUAUCUGAAGAUGAUGAUGAUGGAUUAUGUUUGAAUGGUGUUAAUUUAGAAGAAGUAUCAUUAAAUCUGUCAUAUGAACUGGCUAAGUUUGACUUCUCAUUGACAUUUGUAUAUAAUCAAUCAUCAGAUGAUAAUCAUCUGUCUUGUUCUUUUAUUUGUUCAAGUGAUUUAUUUGACGAGACAACAGUUGAUAAAAUAGGUCGAAGAUUUCAUCAUAUUUCACAGCAACUCUUUUCAUCAAAAUCAAGUACAAAUUAUAUUGAUUUAUGCUGCACAUCUAUAUCGAAAGUUGAUCUUAUUCUACCAGAAGAAGUUGAAGAAAGACAAGGAAUAAGGUUUCAAAGGUUGGAAACUAUUAUUAAUGAGGCACCAGCAUCAUUUGCACAAUAUCGAAUAUGGUCCAAAAAUCAAAGAGAUGUCGAUACUGAUCAGUCAUCUUUGACGACCCAUAAUAUGUCAUUUUUUUAUCGCCUCUACACAGGAGACAUUUUAUCCGUGAAACAACUUCGUCAUGCUCUUCAACUCGUUGUAACCAAACAUGGAUCACUUCAUACAUCAAUCAUCUAUGAUUCUGACAACAAUCAACUCAUGCAGAGAGUUCUUACUCAACAAGAUAUCAACGAUGAUAUGUUUACAAUUACUGAAAGUAGUUAUGAAACUGAUGAACAACUCAAUGCUAUCAUUGAAAACGAGAAAUGUAAUUCUCAACUUUUCGAUCUCAUUAAAGGUCUUGUGCUUCGAUGUCGUAUUAUUUACUAUAAACAAGUCUCUUCAAACAACAUUCUUUCCGAUAAAGAUCUACUUAUUUUCAAUAUUCAUCACGCUUUCUUUGACUUUCCAUCAAUGAACAUAUUUCUUCAUGAUCUUAAUCAAGCAUAUACAACAGGUCAGCUAGCGAUUGAUAAUGAUACUACUCUACGUUAUAUCGAUUAUGCUCUCAUUGAACAACAGAUGUCAAUGACUGGUGCAACUAUGUUUUGGCUUGAUGCUUUUCAUGAUUGUAAACUUGAUCAGCCUUUACCAUUACCAUUUGAUCGAUAUCGUCUUAUGAACGAACAUCGAACUAAUCGAGCAACAUCUAUUUCUUUUGAUUUUGGUCAAGAUCUUUCCCAUCAUUUUCUUCUCUAUGCAUCAUCAAACAAUAUCAAACAUGAACAUCUAGCACUUGCUACUUAUUUUAUCUUCUUAUUCAAAUUAACGAAUGGUGAAAAAGAUUUAUGUAUUGCAAUGAAUAUCGACAAUCGUUAUAGAGAUGAACUAAAAUCUAUAAUUGGACUGUUUGAGAAUAUCAUUCCAUUACGAUGUCAAUUAGAUCCUCACUGGUAUUUUCAAUAUUUACUUGAUUAUGUUCGAGAGACAACAACGAAGAGUUCAAAAUAUUCGUAUUUUCCCCUUCAACAUAUUCUCAAUCAGCAUUCAAAUGUUUCAAAACCUGCAUUUCUUGAUUUGUCAUUUGAAUUUCUAUCAUCUAUGACAAACAGCGACAAUAAACUAACAAUGAUUGGUGAUAGUCAACUUUCGUCUAUACCUGUUACAAUCAACAUUAAUGAUUUCUCACUUAUAAUCCAGGAGGAUCUCAAUGUUAAUCAACUCUCAUGCACAAUGAAUGCAUCACUUGAUUUAUUCAAUGUAGAAACGAUUGAUAGCAUAUCUCAACGGUUUCAUUCAAUCUUGAGACAAUUAUUUACACCUGUUGAUAAUCAAAUGAAUAAGCCAAUCUACGAAAUAUCAUUAACAUUACCAAAUGAAAGAUUACUCAUGCAAUCAAUGA
This is a messenger RNA of Adineta steineri, 2290 nucleotides long. NCBI's taxonomy places the organism in Eukaryota, Metazoa, Rotifera, Eurotatoria, Adinetida, Adinetidae. The record is from the annotation of a GenBank genome assembly.